UCGUCUCCCGGCCCAUUCCCGCCAAGCCCGCCAGCCUGCGCGGGUCACUUCCGCCUCCAGGCCAUGCACUACUCCUGUCUACAUACUCUUCACCACUUUCUCGUUUCCCGCAUUCUAGAUGCAUGCGAUGCACUCCAUUCAUCCGUCUGGCUGUUACAUCUUGGUCCACCGUGGGCGUUUCUUUUUUUGUUGCCUUGUUCCAUUGACAGGCCGUGGUUCUCUCGGUUUACCGCAUCUGGAUGCACUCGCUCCAUCCACGUGCAGUCUUGCCUCGUCCAUCUAGGGACAUCGCUGUUGCAGAUAUGACGACGGAUGGUGUUAUCUGCCAACAUUUUGCAAGCAUAGCUAGGUAAACAAAGGCGCGAAAAGGCAAGAGAAGCGGACAUGAUGGCAGAAGACGCAAUCGUGGUCGACUAUUGCUCGCCGGCACCCACGCCAUCAUGUCAUUGCACGUGACUGGGUCGAUACACCAGCUUCAAAUGUUCAAACCCGUGCGUGUACAGAUCAUCGAGUACAAAGACCUGGGUGCAUCCGCUGCUGCCUCGAAACCAUGCAUGCAAUGCCGAUGUCGAUAUGCAUGCAGGGCCCGAGUCGUGGACGGACAGCAACAACUCACACAUCUCCCGGGUGCCUGCUCGCUGCCGGUGAUAACUCAUCGUCUAAACUUCACCGGAACAUGGGGCUAUGUACGUACAUACAGUACCCAUGCGUCACUCCCACAUAGCGGGAGCAUUGCCCCUGCCUGCCAGCCCACGUAUCGCCGGCCGGUCAGCAAUUCCAAUGCAAACAAAGGAAAACACCUUGCAUCUCCUCUGUGCUCCCUACUCGUUGCGCUGCUGCGCACUCUUUGCCAUACUGUGAUGAUGGCUGCCUAUCACAUUGCUGCUCAGCCUGUGACUCUGUUCCCGCAUCAUGCAUGCACCCACCCAAUGAGUCCUGGUGUUGAACGGUAUAUAUCCAAGAGAGGAGCUUCUCUGUCUCUGCUCGUAUGACUACGUAUCAGCCUACCAGAUCAAUUGCUUCUGCCUGCAUAAUCUUGGAUAUGUAACAAUAUCAACACGGUACAUGCCUAGAUAUAUCUUCUGUACCUAUAUAGCUCGUAUACACAGGUAGGACAACCCUCACUAAACAUUUCGAGUAGCACCAGUUGUUCGGGUACCGUCGAUUGUACAAUGAGGCUAUGACCUAACAGCUCUCACCAAGUCGAACGUUGAGACAUUCAAACCAGUAUUGCACGUCAAUACUUUGCACUUCAUCACAACUCACCCACAGCAUGGAGCUACUGCAUAGUCAUUCGAUCCUAGCUUCUCACCGCCAUGUCCAUCACAUUCGAGUGGGGAGGGAACGUGCGUUCACACACAGAUUGCCGCCGACUGGUUCCAGAGCCCCAGACUUCACCAUCCACCUUUCAUUCUGCAUCUUCGAAUCU
This is a messenger RNA of Periconia digitata, 1429 nucleotides long. The record is from the annotation of a GenBank genome assembly. Lineage: Eukaryota; Fungi; Ascomycota; Dothideomycetes; Pleosporales; Periconiaceae.